AGAGAGCACCAGGCACCACUAGCUAGCUAGAGUAGUGUAGAGAUAGACAUGGGUGAAGAAUGCACAGAAGAGAGCUCCGUUGCUACCUCUUCCUCUACGCCUGCACCCAACUGGUGGGAUCUAUCUUCAUGGAAUAAUUCCAACCCAUGGCACAACCAAGACCCUAACUCCAACUCCUCUUGUGACGAGGAUGUUUCAAUCUCUACAUCAUUUACUAAUGCCUCCAACCACUCCGCCUUGACCGUUGAAUCCUCUCGCCCAUUUUUUGAGCCUGCUUCAUCCAACGAGUUGAUUCCAGAACAUGCCUCCGAUAGUCAUCUUUGGAGCCAUGUUUUCUUGAGUAGUGUUGGAAGCAAUCAAGAUGUGGAAGAGAAGUUUGUUGAUGCAUUAUCAUCCAAGAGUAUGUCAACUGGGAUGUUCGAACCUGCCUGCAACUACUUGAAGAAAUUCACAAACUCUUGUUCAUCUUCCAAUAAUUUUGACAAGAACAUAUGUGGUGGGUUCGGGGAGAGCCUUGUUGAUAACGAAAGGUUAAGCAAGUUGUCUAAUCUGGUCAGCACUUGGUCUAUUGCCCCUCCAGCAUGCGAUGCAUCUUUGAAUUCUUCCAUGGAUCCUACCACUUUAUAUUCAUGUUAUGGUGAUGAUUUCAAAGUUGGCAAUGAAUCUCGUGAGAGUGCAGCUUUAUUACCAAGGCCAUUCAACAGCUCUUUGGUGGGAGAUAUCAGAAGCUUUGCAGACAUUAUUUCUUUCACUAGUCGUAUAGCCAAGCCGUUGGUCGAUAUUCAUUCACCUAAUCACUCUUUUAAAUCAAUUAAUUCAUCUCUUCAUAAGAAGCAAGGGCUUCAAACUUCUUCUCUGUUGACAAACUCAACUUGCUCCAAGCAGACUAGAAUCAAUGGAAAAGGACAGGGAACUGCAAAUGAAGGAAAAAGAAAAAGGUUCGAAGAUGGCUCAGAGUCAGUCCUGAAAAAAGCAAAGCAUGAGAGUCCAAUAGCAUCAUCAGUCAAGGUACAGGCACCAAAAGUCAAGCUUGGAGACAGAAUCACUGCCCUUCAGCAAAUUGUGUCACCUUUUGGAAAGACUGAUACAGCAUCUGUACUCUUUGAAGCAAUUCAAUACAUAAAGUUUCUACAAGAACAAGUACAGCUAUUGAGUAACCCAUACAUGAAGACUAAUUCACACAAGGAUCCAUGGGGAGGUUUGGAUAGGAAAGAUAAGGGAGACACAAAGCCUGACCUCGGGAGCAGAGGUCUUUGCUUAGUUCCUAUAUCAUUUACACCUCAGAUUUACCGUGAGAAUGCAGGAUCAGACUAUUGGAGUACUCCAGCAUAUAGAGGAUGUUUGUAUAGGUGAAAUAAGUCCAUGCUUUCUUUUACAUUUCUUACAAUCUAAUGUAACUUUGUUGACAGAAGUGGUCUUAGUCAUAAUCUGUCAAGAGAGUUGGAAUAAAAUGUAUUGGUUAAUGAUGAAUAGCUUA
This is a messenger RNA of Corylus avellana, 1477 nucleotides long. RefSeq names its product basic helix-loop-helix (bHLH) DNA-binding superfamily protein. The record is from RefSeq and is a predicted model, not a curated record. Gene Ontology annotation, biological process: regulation of transcription by RNA polymerase II. Gene Ontology annotation, cellular component: nucleus. NCBI's taxonomy places the organism in Eukaryota, Viridiplantae, Streptophyta, Magnoliopsida, Fagales, Betulaceae. Gene Ontology annotation, molecular function: DNA-binding transcription factor activity, RNA polymerase II-specific; RNA polymerase II cis-regulatory region sequence-specific DNA binding; protein dimerization activity.